AUGCAGAGCUUCCCAUUUGCGCCGCAGCCUCUGGCGCCGCGCGAGAACCAGAGAAACUAUGUUUUUGUCGACGAGCACAACCGCCACAAGCGCCUCAAGGUCAUGCGCGCCUGCGAGGGCUGCCGAAGGCGUAAGAUCAAAUGUGAUGCCGCAACCACGAAUGCCUGGCCGUGCGCCGCUUGCAUUCGUCUCAAACUCAACUGCGUCCCUCCGACUGUCAGCUACGACAAGGACUUUGCGCCCGGCUCCCACACGUUUGAACUCGAUCAACGACCUCAAGAAUAUGACCCCACGCAAGCCGUCCCAGGCCCCGUCCCGGACCAUUACCCGAGGCACCACUCCAUCGCCGGCCACCCUUUGAGCGCCGAAGUUGGUUCCGUCAUGGGCCCUCCGUUGCAGACGACCUACGCCGACACGGCGCGCAUGUACCAAACCGCGCCUUACAUGCAACAACCACCUCCCAGCCAAGAGGCCCUGCAUUACGGUGCCAUGCAACCCUCUCCGCUUCAACCGGCGCAACCCAUCUAUCCUACUCAACCAGCACCGGCGAUGACGCCUGCUGAUCCUGAUCCGUCAUGGCGCAACAAUCUUGAUACUUCCCAACUCACUGACGCCCUCGGCGAGCUCAAAAUUGAUCACACAGCUGUCGCACCAUACAUCACAAACCAGAAAAAGACACUUGCCAACGCACCCGCUGUGGAAGACUAUGAAAUUCACUUGCCUGAUGAUCACAGUCCAGACAUGACCAUCCGAAUUCCGCCUGAGAUGAUGCCAACGGACCAGCAAGCUCUUGAUUAUUUUGAAUACUUUUUUACAAACAUCCAUCCGUAUUGCCCUGUUAUCAACCGUCAAUUCUUCUUCCAACAAUGGCAAACCAGUCGUCAUUCGAUUUCCCCUCUCAUUCUGGAAGCCGUCUUUGCUUGCUCUUCAUUGAUGUUGGAUGAUCCCUCGCAGGGCAAUAAGUGGCUUGCACUCGUGUCGAAACACGAGGAAAGUUUCAAGGAUGUCCCACGUUUGAGCACAAUCCAAGCAAUGAUCCUGAUCCUGAAAGCGCGCGAGGCCGUUCCAAAGCGUGGUUACUUCUAUCGGUCCUGGAUGACGGUCGUCAACUGUGUGGCAAUGGCCAAGGAUCUCGAUCUCGACUCGCACUUUGAGCUUCAUCAAAUGGGCAAGUCGUGCGGUUCAUCGGGUCACGACUGCGUGACCAAGACUAGAGUCUGGCAUAUGCUGUUCAUGCUCGAAGUCAUGGUCGGAGGUCCUCAAGGACGUGUUGAUUUCGGCGUCAAGGAAGAUACGGUUGAUUUCAGUGUUCCUCGUCCCAUGUCCAGCCACGAUGAGGUCGAAAACCAAAUUUCCCGUCAAUUUUCUUACUUCUUGCGGAUCGUUAAGAACAUCCAACGGACAACGAUGCUUCAUGGAUCAUUGAGAAAAAGAAGUAAGAGCUGGGCCAUAGAUCCUGAAUUUGUCCGGCACAACGACGGCUACGCUGCAUGGCUCCGAGAACUCCCGCGCGACCUGCAAAUCGUUUAUCCCGAUGACGGCACGACACCUUGGAUACCGUCGCACUAUGUUGCGAACAUGCACUGUUACCAUCAUCUCGGUGUAAUCAUGCACCACAGGCCACAACUACACAUGCUCUACGAAGCUUAUGACCCGAUGUGGAAGCAGCAUAUGUUGCUUUGUUAUUCGGCAGCAAAGAGCAUGUGUAGGUUACAAGAAGCCAUUUUGCAAAACUUUUCGCUUCCUGGUCUUCUAUGCAUGCAACGCGGUAUCAGUUUCACCGUCUACUCCGUCCUCACAUGCACCAUGCUUCACCUGGUCGCCAUCACCUCGCCGGAUCCAGAGCUCAAUACGGAUGCCAGGGACUAUUUCGUGCGCCAUAUGCGGAUUUUGGAGCAAUGUAUUCCCAACUGGCCUUUGCCGGAGAUGCAAGCCCAGGUCAACAAUUUGCGAGAGGCCUUUUCCGCGGACCUGAACAAGCCAUUUGAGUUGAAGGCCUCUUUCCCGCUCGGAAGCCCUGCCAUCAACACCAACCCCAGUCCCAUCAGCGAAGGAGGAUAUCGGCGAAACACAGGCCAUGAUCCUUCGUUGGAGCAACCAGGUCAAGUCAACUAUACCAAUCAUCCUAUCUCGCCACCGAUAUCCGCGAGCGGCACGGACCCCAAGGCUGACUCUCCCGUAGUUCAGUCACUGGUCAUGAUGGCUGCGGGCCAGAGGCAACCUCAACCCUCUACCACAAUGCAAAAUCAAGAACCAGUGCAGUGGAAUCCGACCAGAUUAUUCGAUCAAUGGAAUACUGCUUUCGGUACGCCCCCUCCAACUACCACGUCUCAAUCCUCUCCUCCUCUAAGACCUCCUCCGUCAGGGACCUAUGAACUCCGGACUCCGCAGGAGACACAGCCGCCAGGAUACUAUCAUGCAUCCAGCGUGUCUCCGCAUACCCACCAAGUUCCGAGUGUCCCGGCUCAACUGCCUCCGCCAGUAUCUUACGCUGCUCCUCCCGGCAAUUACGUCACUCCGAGCAUGUGGCAAGAUGUGGUGGCCAGCUCCUUUGGCGACGGUGGCCUCAAGCGGAGAUGGGAUUACAGCUCUCCUGGAAUGAUCGAUCAAGGCCAGGUCGCAAAGAGGUCAAGAUGA
Messenger RNA from Aplosporella prunicola CBS 121167, 2637 nucleotides. RefSeq lists its product as uncharacterized. The coding region runs from base 1 to 2637 and encodes 878 amino acids. Gene Ontology annotation, molecular function: DNA-binding transcription factor activity, RNA polymerase II-specific; zinc ion binding; DNA binding. The transcript is spliced from 8 exons. Gene Ontology annotation, biological process: regulation of DNA-templated transcription; DNA-templated transcription. Lineage: Eukaryota; Fungi; Ascomycota; Dothideomycetes; Botryosphaeriales; Aplosporellaceae. The record is from RefSeq and is a predicted model, not a curated record.